CCAGGUUUUAAGCUGGGCGCGACACCGUCUCGCCUGCGCCGGGCGCACGCGACGACGUCGGGCUGCGCCGCGGGCCGCUUCCAUCAGUUUCAGCGGCCAGGGGCAGCAGCGAAGCGGUACGGGCAGCCCCCUCUCACAAAAAGCAUGCGGCCCCAGCUCCUCUGGACGGACCCGGGCCUCCCGCCGCGGCGCGAGGACGACGUCAAGGCCACGGUCUACAGCAUGGCCUUCAACCCGUCCGGGACGGAACUGGUGGUCGCUGUAGCUAACCUUGUGUUAGUAUACGCUACUGAAGACGGCGACCUGCGACACAGAUUAAGAGGCCACAAGGACUUGGUGUACACCGUCAGUUAUGGGAGGGAAGGUUCUAAAUUUGCGUCGGGCGGCGCGGACAACACCGUGAUUAUCUGGAACAGCAAAGGAGAAGGAGUGUUAAAAUAUACGCAUAGCGAUAGCAUCCAAGUCGUCGCGCACAACCCCUGCUGCGACCAGCUCGCGUCGUGCACCGAGGGUGAUUUUGGGUUGUGGAGUUCGACGGCCAAGUCCGUGACGAAGCACAAGGUCGGGGCGAAGAUUUUGUCCGCGAGGUGGUCGCACGACGGGCAGUACUUGGCUCUUGGUGCUGACUCGGCGCAGAAAAUGAACUUGAACCUGACGUGGUCGCGGCGAUGGCGUCUUCAUGAGACCGCACCGCCGCGACGCCGUCGACGUGGCCGUCAGAGAGUCCACGCGUCUCGCGAGGGAGACGGUUUCGUGACGGCAUCGUUCCCACACAGGUAUGUACGACGGUCGCAUUAGUAUACGAGACAAGGGUGGCCAGGAGUACAAGCUGAUUGAAAAGAAAGCCCCAGUCUGGUGCCUGGCCUGGAGUCCCGCGAAGGAGGACCCGGGAGACCUCCUGGCCGUCGGGUGCUGGGACCAGACGCUGUCGUUCUACCAGCUGUCCGGGACCCAACAUUUGAAAGAGAGAAAAUUAGGAUGCUAUCCGACCAGUCUCUCCUAUUACCCGAACGGCGAGUAUUUAGUGGUCGGUGGCAGUGACAAGAAAACAACUUUGUGUACGAGGGAAGCCGUGCGACUCAAAGACGUUUGUCGUAUAGACGAGUGGGUCUGGUCCACCGCUGUGAGGCCUCGCCAACCUGCUAUAGCGGUUGGGUCCUACGGCGGCUCCAUCCAGCUCUGGGAUGUCGUAAUUGAACCUAUAUACGCAUUAGAUGGCGACCGGUUCGCGGUCCGGGAACACCUGACGGACGUGGUCGUCCACCACAUGCACGCCGAGAAGCGCGUGCGUAUUAAGAGUAGGGACUACGUGCGGAAGGUGGCGAUCUAUCGGGAUCGGCUGGCCAUCCAACUGCCGGAUCGAAUUAAUGUGUACGAACUUCAUAAGAGGGAUGACAACAGUAUUGAUAUGCACUAUCGCUUGCGGAAAGAAAGGUUGAGGGUCGACGGUUCUCGUACGAAUCAUUUGGGGGUGACGUCGCAACAUGUGUUGGUAGCUUCUGGUGCGAAGUUAACUCUACACGGCUUCUCGAAGUUGAAGGAGCGAGAAUGGAUCCUCGACGCUGAUAUCACGUGUCUGAGAGUAGAUGGCGGUCCACCAAGCAAGGAGGGCGUACUGAUAGGUUGUAGUGAUGGUUCCAUUCUGAAAAUUUACGUGAACAACGCGUUUCCGGUCGACGUCUGGAGAGGUGCGAUCUCGGCGUCCCGCGGUGCUUCGGUGCCUUCACGCCGUCGACGCGACUCGUAUCCAUCUCACCAUGAAGUGGGUGGUUUCUUUGUCGAGUUUGAGGCCGUUCGGUCGGCGUCGAGCGACCGCGACGCUCCGCGCAGGUGAAGCCGCGGUCAAGUUACUAGAUCGGACGGGUGAUAGGAGGAAGCUGGCCGUCGUGAAUCAAGAGAACGAGCUCAAAGUGGUCGACACUCGUAGUAAAGAACUCGUGUUCUCGGUGCCGACUCGGCGUCCGUUUUUGAUGAAUGAACUUCAACUUUGGGACGAGGGCGUCGCCACGACGUCACGCCACCUCCACACAAUCGACGCGGCCGUGCGAGCGUCUACACAGCCAUCUGUCGUUCGACACAGGCGGAGGGCGUCUCGGCGUGUCGCUUCAACGCCCAGUUCGACGACACGCUGUGCUACUCGCGGAACGACCGCGAUGAAUUAUUAGUGAAGACGGGCGACCACGACGCCAAGGUCCACAAAGUUUCAGGGUCAGUCGUCGGAUUCGUCGGGGCUAAAUUAUUUGUGGCGAGGGACCUCAAAAUCGAGUCGCUGGACCUGCCCCAGUCCGAUCAUCUGAAACAGUUCAUCUCCAAGAAUGAACAUUCUAGAGGGUUGAGUUGCGCGCGCCUCGGCGUGACGGCGACGGAUUGGAGAAGCUUAGCCGACUCCGCAGCAAACGCGUUAGAUUUGACCACAGCACAAACGGCGUAUGCGAAGGUCCACGACCUGCGACGGAUCGAGUUACUGACGUCGAUGGAGCGGCGGAUGCCGGUCGCGAAACCGAAGAAGAUCUCCAAGAGGAAGAAAGCGGAACCGGAGGGUUCGAUCGCCGCGUUUUGAGGCGUUGAGGUGUCUUCCACUUCACUCGUUUCCAGGAAUGAUGGCCGGGGGUGGUUUCUUUGUCGAAUUUGAUGCUCCGCGCAGGUCUACCGGAAGAAGUCGAGAAACUAGCGCCCAUCUUCCGCGCCGAGCUCCAGGCCUACCAGGGCAAGUACCAGGACGCGGCCAGAGCGUUUGCGAAGGCCGGCGAGCCGCAGAAGGCCAUCGACCUAUUCGCGGACUUGCGGCAAUGGGACGAGGCCAAGGCCUUUGCCGCUGCGUCGAAGAACGUCGACGCGACCGAAUUAACCAGGAAGCAGGCGGAAUGGGCGGAAGAGACGUCGGACUGGUCCGCCGCCGCGGAUCUGCAGGUGUCUGCCGGGAAUGCGCUGCAGGCCGUUCGGUUCUUACCUGUGUGCUGAAUCAUCGCGUCGACCUCCACGCCAUCGACGCGACGCCUGCUCGAUGGCGUGGCGAUGCCGGUUCCUCGCCGCUCGACGGUGCACGCGACUCACUGGUUGAUUUGCGCACAGGCUAUUACACGAACACAAGCCGGACGGCUGGAUCGAGAAACUUUCUCUCAUAGUACGGCAGGUGACGGCGGAGGAUGUGCUGCGGCAGUGCGCGCGCGCGUUUUUGGCGAACGGCGACGAUCCGUGUGGAAAUCGUCGCGUCGACCUCCACGCCAUCGACGCGUCGCCGGACGCGAGUCUCAACUGUGGGGAAGUAGUGCUGCGAGACGCUCCCUAUCAGUGGAUGAGCGCCUCAGGUCGUCGCCGUGGGCAGCGCGAGGCGUCGCGAGAGAGCUUGUCACUGCUCGAUGGCGUGGCGAUGCACCCGACACACUGGUCGAUGUCCCCGCAGGCGACGACGAGCGGGCCAAAGAGGUCUACGUGAAGCUUGAUGAUGUUGAAUCUUUACUAGGCUUAUAUGUCCGAAAGCAGGACUGGGAGGCGGCCCUCAAAUUAGCGGAGGACCCGAGCGGGACCUUCAGCGAAGAAACUCGAGCGAAAUUUGAUGAAGCCCUAUAUCUGCCCUACGCCGAGUGGCUCGCCGUCCACGACAGAUUUGACGAAGCGCUGGAAGCUUAUAGGAAGUCGGGGCGCGAAGACCGCGCGGCGCGGAUGGUGCAAGAGCUCACGUUUAACGCCGUCGUGGAAUCGCGCUUCAAGGACGCGUCCUACUACUACUGGUUGCUGGCGUCCGAGACGUUACGCGUCGCAGCUAAAAAAGAUAACUUACAGAAAGUUAUGUCUACGUACACCGAGCAGUUGCAUAGGGCCGACUUGUACUACGCCUACGCUCAUGUCGAAGAUUUUUUCUUACCUUAUACGCCGUUGCGGCCGGAAGUGCUCUUUCAAUGCGCUCGCUUCUUAAUUAAUGGCUUGGGUGGGAAAGAAGCCCCAUUUGGUAUCUCGCGGGCGAAAAUACUGUAUACUCUAGCCAAACAAGCGAAGACCUGCGGCGCCUUUAAAUUAGCGAGAUAUGCUUAUGAUAAAUUAUUAAGGAUGAAAUUACCGGAUGCGUGGCGGGAUGAAGUGGAUGUGGAGGCGUUGACGAUCCAUGCGGCGCCUUUAAGGGAUAAGAGCGACUUGCUGCCGGUCUGCUACCGCUGCGGCGCCUCCAAUGCACUAUUGAACCCUGCUUCAUCGCAUAGCCAAGGGUCGAGCGUGCACCGCGACGUCUGCACGUCGUGCGGCCACCCGUUCGUCCGGAGCUUUCUGAACUUUGAAGUGCUGCCGCUCAUCGAGUUCGUGCCGGAGGCGUCGAUCUCGGACGAGGAGGCUUUGGAUUUGAUCAAGGAGUUCCCGGAGGACAAGAAUUCGGGUGAAGGGAAGGAAGCUGACGUCGUGUUCGACGACGACGACGACGAGGACCGCUUCACGCGGGCGAUCAACGACACGCUCCAGGCGCAAGCCGGCGCCGACGAGUACAAGCCCGUGACCGUCGACGCCGAAACAUUAAGAUCGCUCUACCGCGCCGAGGUCUUCUGCUGCAAGCCGCGCCAACAAGGUUUGAGAGCGACGUACUACAAGAGCGCCAUCCCCGACGUGCACAUGGCCCUCUCGCAGUCGUGCCACCGCUUCUUCCACGAGGACGACUUCGAGUACGCCGUCCUCAAGGAGGGGCGGUGCCCGUACUCGCGGGCGAAGGACGUCGGGGACUUCGGGACCGUGUAACUUAGGGGGGUACUAGUCGU
Pelagomonas calceolata is the source of this 4739-nucleotide messenger RNA. The record is from the annotation of a GenBank genome assembly. Lineage: Eukaryota; Pelagophyceae; Pelagomonadales; Pelagomonadaceae.